Molecule: messenger RNA, 803 nt
Organism: Octopus sinensis (East Asian common octopus)
Lineage: Eukaryota; Metazoa; Mollusca; Cephalopoda; Octopoda; Octopodidae
Exons: 4
Coding region: 226-591 (121 amino acids)
Molecular function (GO): protein dimerization activity
Source: RefSeq, a predicted model, not a curated record
AUACACACACGCUCACACACAUACAUACAUACAUUCAUAGAGAGUAGAGGGUGCGCACGUGCGUGUGUACACAUAUGUGCAUAUAUGAGUGCGUCAGUGUAUUUCUGAGAUGAGAAGCUGUGAGUCAGGAUAUUGAACAACAAAUCGCCACCGACAGGAGCUGAGAUCGGACCACGCUUCUUUUUACUCUAGUCACCAAGUACUACUCUACCACCGUAUUACAGGAUGAAAAAACUUAAAUAUAGUUGCAAGAAUAAUGGAAGGUCUAUGUUUUCCCCUGCACCAGUUUCCCUUUAUCCAAAGAAAGACAAAUUAUCUUCGACAGAGAAGAAACAAAUUCAAACAGAAUACGGACAGUUACAAGAAAUGGUUCCAACAAUAGCAAACAGACGUCGAGUGACGAAGAGACAAGUGGUAAGGGAAGCAACUCUUUAUAUCGACCAAUUACAUUCAGAAUUAUUAGAAAAAUUACAUCAUAAUGGAUUCUCUGAUUUUGACAUGAAUCUGAACAGCUUGAACAACUUGGUAAUAAACCUUAUGCAGAAUAAUUUAGAUCUGAAUAAACCCAGUAAUACGCUUGUUAACAAGUGAACAGACACAUACAUACAUACAUACAAACAUACGUAUGUAUGUAUAUAUGUAUACACACACACACACACAGAUAUAUAUAUACAAAAACAAAAAAAGAAAAGUGGAAAGAAACGAAAUGUAAGGUUUUGCUUUUUUGUGAUUAAAACGAAGAUUUGCCAAUGAAGGAUUUUCUACGAAUACCGUGAUUCAAACAGGACUUGAUAUUUGUAAAA